ACCAACGGCACCGACACGCAGGUGUUGACAGCGUCGCGGGAAGGCGUGCAGCUCUUUGCCUCAUUCAAUAAGAUCACGAGUGCGCCAAUCACAUCCGGCCGUCGCGUGGCGCUUGUGUACGCCUUGACGUGCGACGCGCAGUCGUGGGUGCCGCCAGUGACCCGAGAUGACGUCAUCGAAGCUUUUGCAACGAUCGCCCAAGACCCACCGGAUGAUGCUUGGCACAUUGCGCGCGCGAUGGAUGCGGACUCGGUCUCGUUCUCGUUCGAGGGCCUUGGGCGCGUCGACAAGGCGCUCGUCGGCGUGCUUGCUGCCACAGGCGGCUACGACGUUACGCUUGUCGGCUUCAAGACGUAUCGCGACGUAUACGAUUCCGAUGACGCCGACGAAUACGACUGGACGUCGGACGCGGCGCUAUACGAAAACGAAAUCAUCCGCAUCCCGUUCAGAGAAUCGGGAAGCGCCCUCGACGUCGUCGUCCCGGGCCUCUUGGACCAGAGCGCCCACCACUUCCUCGGCCGCAAGCGCGUAGAUGACGACUACGGGCUCAAGUGCCCCAUGGCUGCGAUUCUCUUUUGGCCCAAGCGCUUCCGCGUCACGAUCGCACGCCCGUCGGGCGUCGUGUCUCUGCUGAAAGCGGCCAUCGAAGACGGCAAGCUGGACGACCUCGGCCUCGGACUUCACGACUUCGUGCUCGGUGCGCUCACAACAUUCGACGACAACACGAGCACGGCCCUCGAUGCCGAUGCGAUGGGGCGUCUCUUGCUCCAGUACAAGGACGUCGAGCUCGUCAAGCGCUUCCUUCGGGAUACGCUGCCCCUUUCUAUCUCUGACAAAACCAACACGGCGCGAUGCAUCUACGAGAGCUUGGACACCUUUGGCUGGCCGACGCUACUGCCCUCAAUCCAAAGUCUUCUGGCGCGCGCAGCCAAAGAUUUUGGAGGCUUCAGUGCAAUCUGCCCCCUACUUGCUAGCUUGGCGGGCCUCCCCUCGGAGCGUGACGCCGUGUGUCCGCCGUUGCGCCAGCCGUACACUGGUGAGUUUCUCAAGGCCUGUUGGCAGGCAGCUGUCCUGGAGCCCGCUUUCCGGCCGGGUGCCCACCCGACCCAGUACUCAAUUCUCUUGGAUUGGUACUUUGACGCUGUGCUACCGGCGCGCCCAAACGACAACUACCUCGGCAAGUGGCUACCAGCUCCGCUGCUCUUGCUUGUCGACAGCUUUGCGUAUACGCGCGUCGUUGGCUCGCACUCGGCGCUCUCAGCGGCUCUACCGCCGUGGGAUCAAUUGAGGUAUCUUCCCAGGGCCUUGUUGGCGGCCACUCAGUGCCAGCCAUCGCUACCUCGAGCUCCGUACAUCACCGCGGUCACGACCGCCAUGAGCCUCAAGGCCAUGCGCGGUUCUUUGAGCGCUCAUGAGACUGCGACGCUGCUGCAGUACUUGGAUGUCGUCGGCUGCGUCGAUGCAAACCUCGUAGCAAUGUGCCCAGCCUUGUCAGGUGGUAUCGGCAACUUUCUUUGGGGCGUCCUCGAGUUCGUCAAGCGCGCGCCUCCACCGGCGGCAACUGCGGCUCUUAUGAUGCGCUUUCUGCUCGAUUUGGCGCCGACGGUUCCGUGCACGCGCCGCGAUUAUUCUGGCAACAAUGUCCCAAUGAUUGACGCACUCGCCGAUCUUAUCAGUGCCCUCGCGAUGCUUUCGCCUGAAGCGGCGCUGCAGUGCGCGGCCGCCUGGCGCUCGGGGCUACCUCCGACACUCGACGCCGUCCGUGACAUCCUCUACCCCUUAGUCGAGAAGCUACAGCGCCAGGAGUCGGAUGUCCGCUUCCGUGAGCUGCUCGCGUACUUGGCCACCGAGUGCCGGGCAACUUUGGUCGAUGGCGGCGCGCUCGCUCCGCUGCCUGCCUUUAAGGACUACGCUAUCGCCGAUGCCAUUGAUAUGGACGCGACACACUGCGACCAGUGCGUUGCCUUUGUCCGCUUCCUUUGCACGGGCAACGCUACCGCAAUGAUCUACUGCAACUCCGACUGCAGCAAGAUCAAGGCCGUUGUCGCCCGGCACCCGCACCGGCUCAUCUUGACCCGCCAGGACAAUGGCUAUUCGUCGUACCUGGAGCUGCGCAAGCAGACGUGGCCCGGCAUGGCGUCAGCGGACGACGCAGCAGCGCAUCUGCGUCGCGAAGACGAGCGCCGCCAGGACGAGCAGCGUGUCAAGAAACUCACGGCGCUGCUCGCCGACCUCGCGCCUAAAGUCUCGGGCUCGAAGCGACGCAUGGAAGAUGCGUAAUUUGACUAUGAAUUUGUGCUGGUCGAGCUUUGUUGAGACCUAAUAACGAGGGAAUUCCACCAUGCUCAAUGUUCGAGUGGGGCAAUACCGGUAGACGACUCGCCUGACUGCUGACCAUUGGGAGUGGCGAGGCGGGUUAGCAAC
Messenger RNA from Saprolegnia diclina VS20, 2424 nucleotides. RefSeq lists its product as hypothetical. The transcript is spliced from 2 exons. NCBI's taxonomy places the organism in Eukaryota, Oomycota, Saprolegniomycetes, Saprolegniales, Saprolegniaceae. The record is from RefSeq and is a predicted model, not a curated record. The coding region runs from base 238 to 2280 and encodes 680 amino acids.